UAAAAUUCCCCCAAAUCACCGGGGAAACGGGAAACCCCGAUUCAAAUUCAAACUCAAAAUUCGAAUGGCUACUCUCCUCUUCUCCUUGGCCCCGUCCCCUCGUCUCCUCCUCCCACUCCGCCGCCUCGAUCCCAAACCCCUACUCCGCCCAAAACCCCUCCUCCUCCUCUCCACGGCCAUGGGUUCCCCGGCGAGGGCUCAGCCUUCCUCGUGGCGCAGCGCGGGGCGGCCGCCGCCGCAGCAGCAGUGGUCCUGCGCCACCUGCACGCUCGACAACCCCGGCCACUCCCGCGCCUGCGACGCCUGCGGCAACUCGCGACCCGUGGAGGUCGACGGCGACGCCGUCGCCAAAGCCCAGACCCCAACUCUCCCGACCAUGUCGACCCCUCCGGCGAGGGCCUCGACUUCUUCGGGUUGCGGGGCGGGCCGGCCGCCGACUGAGCGGAAGUGGUCCUGCGCCGCCUGCACGCUCGACAACCCCGGCCACUCCCGCGCCUGCGAGGCGUGCGGCAACUCUCGCCCCAUGGAGGUAGUCGCCGUCGACGACGACGACGAGGACGCCCUGGACCUGGGCGCCCUCGCCGGCGCCUCGUUCCUCCCGCUCCAGCGGCGCUCCAUGAAGAGGGAGCGCGCGGCGUCGCCGGAGGUCGUGGGAGUGUGCGCCGACGAGGGAGACGGCGCCAAGGGCGGGGAGGAUAAGCCCGCCAAGAAGAAAGCAUGUGCUGAGAUUAUUUUGGAUAAGAAGACCUUCAAAAUCAUGACAUACAAUGUCUGGUUUCAUGAGGAUUUGGAAUUGUGUAGAAGGAUGGAUGCUCUUGGGGAUCUUAUUAAGAACCACAACCCUGACCUUAUAUGCUUCCAGGAGGUUACACCAAACAUAUAUCUGCUUCUACAAAAAUCUGACUGGUGGCAAGAAUACCGAUGCUCGCUGUCGAAUAGCAUGGCUAUGCAGCGGAAAUAUUACUGCAUGCAGAUGAGCAAAUUGCCUGUUGAGUCUUUUGACUGCACUCCAUUUUCCAACUCAAUAAUGGGAAGAGAACUGUGUGUAGCACAUGUCAAAACUGGAGGUGCAGUUAAGCUAGUGCUGGCCACUAGCCACCUUGAGAGUCCAAUGCCUGGGCCUCCUACUUGGGAUCAGAUGUACAGCACGGAACGAGUUGCUCAGGCAAACAAAUCUCUCAAAAUUUUGGGAUCCUUCCGCAAUGUAAUAUUUUGUGGCGAUAUGAACUGGGAUGACAAAGGAGAUGGGCCCUUCCCCCUACCAGCUGGCUGGACCGAUGCUUGGAUUGAGUUGAAGCCGGGUGAAGAUGGCUGGACUUAUGACACAAAAGCUAACAGUAUGCUAUCAGCCAACCGUAAGUUACAGAAGAGAUUGGACCGAUUCGUGUGCAAGCUGGCAGAUUUCAAGAUUAACAACAUCCAGAUGAUCGGGAAGAAUGCGAUACCUGGUCUCUCAUAUGUCAAGGAGAAGAAGGUCCGCAAGGAAGUUCGCAAACUGGAACUUCCUGUCUUACCCAGUGACCACUUUGGACUUGUUUUGAGCAUUACUCUUGAAAGCUGAAAAAUAUCUGAUUACAGUGGUCCUACAUUUCUUUGAUGUAGGUACAUCUUUUGUGUAAUAGCACAACUCUUUCAGUUGAUCUUAAUAUGACUCAAAGGUAAAAUGUAGGCCUCUGCCAAUUUGGAUGCCUCUAAUUUUGUGAAGUUUAAGCAGAGGCGUCCGUUGGCUAUAUAGAAAUGCCAACUGAAUUUAUACCCAUGUUGGCUUGCUUAUUGCUGCUUAUCACUGCAUAAAUGUUCUUUCGUGUUCCUGAGUUGA
Messenger RNA from Oryza sativa Japonica Group (Japanese rice), 1819 nucleotides. RefSeq lists its product as uncharacterized. NCBI's taxonomy places the organism in Eukaryota, Viridiplantae, Streptophyta, Magnoliopsida, Poales, Poaceae. Gene Ontology annotation, molecular function: 5'-tyrosyl-DNA phosphodiesterase activity; single-stranded DNA binding. The record is from RefSeq and is a predicted model, not a curated record. Gene Ontology annotation, biological process: double-strand break repair. Gene Ontology annotation, cellular component: PML body; cytoplasm.